CGCCGCCCGAGGCAGGCCGGGCCCUGAAGAUGGCGGCGGGCAUCCCGAGCGGCUCGGCCCGGCAGUAGUGGCGGGACGGCACUCGCCUCUGGGGCCGGCCGCCCCGGGAGUGGCUGCAGCAGCGCCAGGACUCGAGGAUGGUAAAAUGACCCAGGGGAAGAAGAAGAAACGGGCCGCGAACCGCAGUAUCAUGCUGGCCAAGAAGAUCAUCAUUAAGGACGGAGGCACGCCCCAAGGAAUAGGCUCUCCUAGUGUUUAUCAUGCGGUUAUCGUCAUCUUUCUGGAGUUUUUUGCCUGGGGAUUAUUGACAGCACCCACGUUGGUGGUCUUACAUGAAACGUUCCCUAAACAUACAUUUCUGAUGAACGGCCUCAUUCAAGGAGUAAAGGGUUUGUUGUCAUUCCUCAGUGCCCCGCUUAUUGGUGCUCUCUCUGAUGUUUGGGGCCGAAAAUCCUUCUUGCUGCUAACGGUGUUCUUCACAUGUGCCCCCAUCCCUCUGAUGAAGAUCAGCCCAUGGUGGUACUUCGCCGUCAUCUCCGUGUCCGGGGUGUUCGCUGUGACCUUCUCCGUGGUGUUCGCCUACGUGGCAGACAUAACCCAGGAGCACGAGCGCAGCAUGGCCUACGGGCAGGUUUCGGCCACCUUCGCCGCAAGCUUGGUGAUCAGCCCCGCCAUCGGCGCGUACCUGGGCCGGGUGUACGGGGACAGCCUGGUGGUGGUCCUGGCCACGGCGAUCGCCCUGCUGGACAUCUGCUUCAUCCUCGUCGCGGUGCCCGAGUCGCUGCCCGAGAAGAUGCGGCCGGCGUCCUGGGGGGCGCCCAUCUCCUGGGAGCAGGCCGACCCCUUCGCGUCCCUGAAGAAGGUGGGCCAGGACUCCAUCGUGCUGCUGAUCUGCAUCACCGUGUUCCUGUCCUACCUGCCGGAGGCGGGCCAGUACUCCAGCUUCUUCCUGUACCUCCGACAGAUAAUGAAAUUUUCACCAGAAAGCGUGGCCGCGUUUAUAGCAGUUCUUGGCAUUCUGUCCAUCAUCGCGCAGACCAUAGUCUUGAGUUUACUUAUGAGAUCAAUUGGAAACAAGAACACCAUUUUACUGGGUCUGGGAUUUCAGAUAUUACAGCUGGCAUGGUAUGGCUUCGGGUCAGAACCUUGGAUGAUGUGGGCCGCGGGGGCCGUGGCCGCCAUGUCCAGCAUCACCUUCCCGGCCGUCAGUGCGCUUGUCUCGCGAACCGCCGAUGCCGACCAGCAAGGUGUCGUACAGGGCAUGAUAACAGGGAUUCGAGGGCUGUGCAACGGCCUGGGACCAGCUCUUUACGGCUUCAUUUUCUACAUAUUCCACGUGGAGCUAAAAGAGCUGCCCAUGACAGGCACGGACGUGGGGACGAACACCAGCCCGCAGCACCACUUUGAGCAGAACUCCAUCAUCCCCGGCCCCCCCUUCCUCUUCGGAGCCUGUUCGGUGCUGCUGGCCCUGCUGGUGGCCUUGUUUAUCCCGGAACACACCAACCUGAGCCUGCGGCCCAGCAGCUGGAGGAAGCACUGUGGCGGCCACAGCCAUCCUCACAGCACCCAGGCGCCAGGCGAGGCCAAAGAACCCUUACUCCAGGACACGAACGUGUGACCGCCGCAGCCAGGGGGACCCUCCCGCCCGCGCCCGGGGCAGGGUCCGCACCUGUGGCCCGGCGGACAUUCCACCUGCGUCUACAGUGGACUUCCAGGGUGUCUUAAAUGUAUCUGCAUGGACUCCAUGGGGACUCAAGAAAGACCUGGACAGUUUUCCAAAGAUGUUACAAUUUUUUUGAAGAGAAACAUUUUGUUUAUUAGUACCAAUUUCUUGCCACUAAGCUGUUUUAUUAUAUACAUCCUUUAAUUAAAAACUCCCUGUGUAACUUCGUACAUACUAGCAAUGUCUCUGCUGCCCUCUCCUUCAGGUGUUGAGCUUUAACUACGUGCUGACUCGCAGCGGGCGGACUAGGAAGUGUGGUUGUGGACCUGUUGUUUUUAACCUUGUAAAACCUGGAGUCGGGUUUUAUCAUUGUAAAAUCUUGGGUCAAAUAAUUCAAAGCCUUAAUGCAGGUGCACUAAAGAGAUGGUAAGCUGUUUGCAUUUAAAAAAAACAAAAACUCAAGAAAACUACUAAAUCUGAAUCAUGGUUCAAACUUGUUUGUAGUAAUUUUAUUUUAAACAUUAUUCACUACUGGUUUUUUAAGUAGGAAAGUAUCAGUCAUGUAGAAUUUCAUUUUGGGGUGUUUAGAGCCAGUCCACCUACAUGUUGGCUCGAAUCUGCUCCCCUGCUACUUACACCACUAUCCCCUCAAUGUUUGCGUAAUCGUAAGAACCUCAGCACUUGUAAACACAGUGUAGAAAUCACACAGCAAAGCUGGCGGCCUUGAGAACGUCCGUGUGCAGACAGGUACAUACAGUGGCCUUUCGGGACCGAUCGCAGUAACACUUCGCUCACAGACCUGUUAUUUGUCCUAGAUUUUCAGGACCUAGAAGAGAGCUUUAUACAAUUACUGAUGUGAAUUUCUCUAAAGUGUAUAUUUUUGUGUCCAGUUAUAUUAUUUAAAAAAGUGUUACUUUGUAAAAAUUGUACAUAAAGUAUUGUAUAGUCUACACCGUUUUCAUCUUGUGUGUAGUUACUGCUUAAUGCUUUUUAAACUUGGAACAUUCACUUAUGGUUAA
Messenger RNA from Pteronotus mesoamericanus, 2682 nucleotides. It is a transcript of the gene SLC71A1, whose product is annotated as major facilitator superfamily domain containing 14A. The coding region runs from base 146 to 1618 and encodes 490 amino acids. Lineage: Eukaryota; Metazoa; Chordata; Mammalia; Chiroptera; Mormoopidae. Gene Ontology annotation, cellular component: membrane. Gene Ontology annotation, biological process: transmembrane transport. The record is from RefSeq and is a predicted model, not a curated record. The transcript has 12 exons. Gene Ontology annotation, molecular function: transmembrane transporter activity.